This is a messenger RNA of Camellia sinensis, 2266 nucleotides long. Its product is annotated as protein IWS1 homolog 1. The record is from RefSeq and is a predicted model, not a curated record. Lineage: Eukaryota; Viridiplantae; Streptophyta; Magnoliopsida; Ericales; Theaceae. Gene Ontology annotation, biological process: regulation of DNA-templated transcription elongation; brassinosteroid mediated signaling pathway.
UCAUCAUCAAUCGUUUCCUCGUCAUUUUAUCUGAGCUCCAUCGAAAACCAAACAGCUCUCUUCGUUCUCUUUCUCUCACUAUAUCUAUAUAUAUACAUACAUAUAUACAUCUAUAUAGCUUCUCUCUCUCUCUCUUGCUGCUCCUAUUGCUAACUACCAACAAUCACCAAUGGGUUACGAAAACGAUCCGUAUGUUGAUGAAGAUGGAGAGCCAUUGAUGGACUUCGAUGAAGACGUUCAGUCCGAUACGGAACCCCAAGGAGACGAUCGCAAUCUGGUCGAUGACGAAGAAGAAGACGAUUGGCGUCGGAGAGAGAGGUCUCCGACCCCAAUUUACAACGAUUCGGAUGCGAAGUCGAAGCCUCGGAAGCGACUCAUCAAGAAGAGCACGACGGCCGAGGAGAGCACUCCUGAUUUUGGAAUUGGGGAAGAGGAUGAUGGGGAAGAAUUUGGGGAUUUUGUGAGGGGAGAGUCGGACUACGAUGAUUCCGGGGGUGGGAAGAGGAAGAAGUUUGAGAAAGAUGGUAGUGGUGGUAGUAGGAAGAGGGAGAAGAAACUGAAGUCGAAGUCGGAGGGGAGAGAUGGGUCGAAAUUCAAGUUGAAGCAAUCGGGGGAUUCGGGAGGGCGGUCGAGGGAUCAAAAUGGUGAAGAAGAGGUUAAAGAGAUGUGGGAUACUAUUGCAGGAGGUGAUUCUGAGGAAGAUCAAGAUGGUGUUGGAACCCUCGACGAUGAUAACUUUAUAGAUGACACUGGUGUUGAUCCUGCUGACCGGUAUGGAAGUGAUAAUGAGCCACGGUCUCCUGGUGAUGCUCCUCAGGCAGAAGAGGGUGAAGAUGAUGACGAGAUCAAUAACCUCUUCAAGAUGGGAAAGAAAAAGAAGAAAAAUGAGAAAAGUGCUGCAGAGGUAGCGUUGCUAGUUGAAAAUGUUAUGGCUGAGCUGGAAGUCGUGGCUGAAGAAGAUGCAGAAUUGAAUAGACAGUCAAAACCUGCUAUAAAUAAACUCAAAAAGCUACCUCUUCUUACAGAGGUUCUCUCAAAGAAGCAGCUUCAACAAGAAUUCAUAGAUCAUGGAGUAUUAACUCUUCUGAAAAAUUGGCUCGAACCCCUUCCAGAUGGAAGCUUACCAAAUAUAAAUAUUCGUGCAGCAGUAUUGAGGAUCUUAACUGAUUUCCCAAUUGAUUUAGAGCAGUAUGAUAGAAGAGAACAACUGAAGAAGAGUGGUCUUGGGAAGGUUAUUAUGUUUUUGUCAAAAUCUGAUGAGGAGACUACAGCCAACAGAAAACUUGCGAAAGAUUUGGUUGAUAAAUGGAGUCGACCAAUAUUCAAUAAGAGCACAAGGUUUGAGGACAUGAGAAACUUUGAUGAUGAGAGGGUUCCCUUUCGGAGGCCAUCAGUGAAAAAGCCAUCAAAUAAAUCUUCAGGUAUGGAAUCUAGAGAUGAUGAUCUGGAUUUGGCUGAAUUUUCACAGGAACCAAAGUCUGGCCAGUCAUCUUCCAGGACACAUGCUUCAAGGCCUGAAGCAAUGCCACUGGAUUUUUUGGUUCGGCCGCAAUCUAAGAUUGAUCCAGAUGAAAUCAGGGCCCGUGCUAAGCACAUUGUGCAAGAUCAGCGCCGUUUAAAGAUGCAAAAGAAGUUGCAACAGCUGAAAGCACCAAAGAAGAAGCAGCUUCAAGCUACAAAACUUAGUGUGGAGGGUCGCGGUAUGGUCAAAUACUUAUAGUUGUCUCACUCGUUGAGUUCCUAAGCAAGAAGAGUGCAUUGCAUGUGCUUAAUAAUUGAUUUGAGCGGCUGUUGAGUUGGGCUGGAAAAGGCGAGAGGGUAUCAUUUUGAGCAAUUUUUGUUUGGCUACAUCAAUUGCCUUGUCAAAGAGGUCACUCUCUUCUCUUUUGGGUCUGCAGCUUUGUGCAAUGAAUGGGCUGUGCAAUAUAUACUCCUUAUGGCAGCAGUUCUGCAGAAGCUGAUUCCUUGAUUGUUGGUUAUUUCAUUCAUGGUUUUUAAGAUUUUCAUUGGGAUGUAAUCUUAACACACGUUAAAGUAGUCUGUCACGACCCAUUUUCUUUUCUCAUCAAUAAUACCAUAAUUUGGUAAGAAUUGAGCUUAAAUUUAUCCAUAAUAUAUGGGACAAAAAGUUCUUAAUUCUAUUGAAUAUGGCAUGUUCACUGAUUCAUAGGCCUUUGCAAAAAUAGUGAAGAAAACUGUUUAAGUUGUCAGCUAAAGUAUGGUUGUAUUACUAGUUAUUACAUUGAAUCGCUAACUAUUGCUGUAA